This is a messenger RNA of Heteronotia binoei (common prickly gecko), 2816 nucleotides long. It is a transcript of the gene MIGA2, whose product is annotated as mitoguardin 2. Gene Ontology annotation, biological process: mitochondrial fusion. The record is from RefSeq and is a predicted model, not a curated record. Bases 262 to 2031 code for a protein of 589 amino acids. Lineage: Eukaryota; Metazoa; Chordata; Lepidosauria; Squamata; Gekkonidae. The transcript is spliced from 16 exons.
CUGGCAAUGGACAGCCUCGCAGCGACGCUCCGCCCCCUAACGGCAGCAGUUGGUUAGGCUGUGAGAUUGCGAUCGAGCCGGAAAGGAGACGCUGCCCUUCCGAAGCCAUGGAGCGCGGAUGCACGCAAGGAGAUUCUCUGAUGCAGACCGCCUGUGGAAUCCUGAGGCACGCAUUGAAAGAAAGUUGUUCUUCCUGGUGAAUUUUCCGGAGCGAGUGCACUUUCCAUGAACGCCGGCCAAUGCUGAGAACCUCCUUCCAAAAUGGCGUUUCGCAGAACCGAGGGAAUGUCGAUUAUCCAAGCUCUGGCCAUGACUGUAGCGGAGAUCCCGGUGUUUCUCUACAGUACGUUUGGUCAGUCUGCCUUCUCUCAGCUGCGGCUCUCCCCGGGCCUACGGAAAGUGCUGUUUGCCACCGCGCUCGGAACGGUCGCUUUGGCCCUUGCGGCUCACCAGCUGAAGCGCCGCCGACGUCGGAAGAAACAGAUCGCCCCAGAGAAGUCGGGUGCAAAGGCCGGGAUGGUGCCGGUCCCCAUCUUGCCAACACGGAGGGUCCCCUCGGUGAAGAAAGGGCAUUCCAGCAGGCGAGUGCAGAGCCCCAGCAGCAAGAGCAACGACACGCUCAGCGGGAUUUCCUCCAUCGAGCCCAGCAAACAUUCCAGCUCCUCCCACAGCCUGGCUUCGAUUGUGGCUGCAAACUCCUCCAGUCCCACACCAGCUUCCGCAGGACUCUGGGAGGGCCGAGUGGUGGAAGAUCCUGGAGCCGCAGGGGAUUGCAGUGCAGAAAACCUCUACUUCCAAGGGAUGGAGCUGUUCGAAGAAGCCCUGCAGAAGUGGGAGCAGGCCCUCACGGUCAAGCAGAGAGAUCCAACCAGUCCUUCAGUCACUUGGGACAAUGUUAAAGAACCAGAAUUGCUGCCAGAGGAGCUGCCAGAGGAAUCCCAGAAGAGAGAGUUUGCAGAAAAGCUUGAGUCUCUUUUGCACCGGGCUUACCACCUCCAGGAAGAGUUCGGCUCGACGUUUCCUGCAGAUAGCAUGUUGCUAGACCUUGAAAGAACACUUAUGCUGCCACUGACAGAGGAAUCGCUGAGGCUUCGGGCGGAUGAUGAAGACAGCUUGAUCUCUGAGGACUCUUUCUUCUCUGCUGCUGAGCUCUUUGAUUCGCUGCAGAUGGGAGAAAUACCUUUCCCGCUCUCCAAGCCAGCCGCUGCCUAUGAAGAAGCCCUGCAGUUGGUGACAGAAGGAAGGGUUUCAUGCAGGACACUACGAACAGAGCUUUUAGGCUGCUACAAUGAUCACGACUUCCUGGCAAAGCUCCACUGUGUCAGGCAAGCUUUUCAGGAACUUCUUCAGACUGAGAACAACCAGACGUUUUUCGGGGAGAUUGGCAAACACAUGGUGAUGGGACUGAUGACCAAGGCUGAAAAGAACACCACGGGUUUCCUGGAGAGCUAUGAUGAAAUGCUGCGCUACACGCUGAGACAAGAAACUUGGCCGACUACACAUAAGGAGCUGGAAGGACGAGGGGUAGUCUGCAUGAAUUUCUUUGACAUUGUGCUGGACUUCAUCCUCAUGGAUGCCUUUGAGGACUUGGAGAAUCCACCAUCUUCUGUGAUUGCUGUCCUGCGCAACCGUUGGCUCUCGGACAGCUUCAAAGAAACGGCCCUCGCAACUGCCUGCUGGUCUGUUCUAAAAGCAAAGCGGCGGCUUCUGAUGGUUCAAGAUGGCUUCAUCUCUCAUUUCUACUCCGUAUCGGAGCAUGUGAGCCCUGUUCUCGCUUUUGGCUUUCUGGGGCCAAAGGAGCAUCUGUCGGAAGUCUGUGGUUUUUUCAAGCAUCAGAUCCUGCAAUAUUUGAAGGACAUGUUUGACCUGGACAUUGUGAGAUACACGACAGUACAGUUACUUGCAGAAGACAUCCUCCAGCUCUCCCGGCGCCGGAGUGAAAUACUUCUGGGUUACCUGGGGGUCGAGACUGCCCCAGAGAUGAACGGGAGCUUGCCCAGUGACAUUGUGCCCUUUGAGGAGUUCAAUUAAGCUUGGCCUAAGCAAGUGAAGCUUUCUCAGUCAAGAAUGGCCUACCUUGAAUGGGUGGCUUAAGCCGUGGCAGCAAGACUCCCUCCUUCCCAAGACGGACUUGAUUGCAUUCGUCAUUUGACCAGAUGUUUGUCAUUUUAAUCUGGAGGUUUGACAGGCAGUGUUCAAGGUCACUGUUGUUGGCUUGCACUUGUUCCAUGUUCACCUGUCUUUCCUCCUUUUUUAAAACUAGAUUUUAGUUGCAGCAUAAAUCGCGGAGCAGCUGGGGACGAGGCUUCCUGCCUUGCAAGGAGGUGGUGCAGUCAAGCACCUUCCCCUGAUUCCACAGAGAAUCUGCUUUCCCGUCAACAGGGAGGAGAGUUGGGGGAGAGGAUGGGACCCAUGCCUCUUUCCCAUCCCUAACUUCCCCCCCCCCUUUGUACAUUCCUUUUUAAAGUUACCCGUUUUGGCAUGUGGAGGUGUAUUUUCCUGCUAAUUUUUUAAAACUUAUUUUAAUGCACAUGAUGACAGCUGACUGCACAGGAAGAUGACUUUUUGCUCUUGCUGUGAAGAGGAGGGAAAGAUUCUGUAAAGCACUGAAACGAGAGAGCGUGUAAGUAAAUUGAGAGUCGGACAGUUAAGUGUGAUUUGAGAGAGGGAGGUGUCUGUCCUCUCAUAAUGAAGAUGAAAAUUAUGCUUUUAUCAUCAGACUUCUAGAGCACAAUUUGUGGCAAAUCAUUCUAAACUCAUCCCCCCCGCUGGUCAUGUUUUAUGGUUUCAUGGUGUUCAAUAAACCUUUCAUUUUU